Molecule: messenger RNA, 4890 nt
Organism: Argentina anserina (silverweed cinquefoil)
Lineage: Eukaryota; Viridiplantae; Streptophyta; Magnoliopsida; Rosales; Rosaceae
Product: ABC transporter G family member 29-like
Exons: 22
Coding region: 169-4644 (1491 amino acids)
Cellular component (GO): membrane
Molecular function (GO): ATP hydrolysis activity; ATP binding; ABC-type transporter activity
Source: RefSeq, a predicted model, not a curated record
ACUCCCAUGCUCGCUCCAAAUGAGAUGACUCUUUAGAUUUUGCAUCAUCACUCUCAAAAUCUCUCGUUUUGGAAGAGAGAUGUUUUAGUUGAUAGAACUUUCAAUUCUCCACCAACCCAUUAGUAUUCCUUCUUCCAUUUCCAAGAGAUAUUGAGAAAGUGAUUAAAAAUGGACGGAGCAGAACGAGUGAAAGUAGGUGCAAAUCGAAGAAGCAGAAGCAGAAACCAGAGUUGGAGCAUGGAGGAAGUGUUUGUGACUGCAACGCACUCUCGAAGAAGCAGUCGAGCAGAAGACGAAGAGGCUCUGACUUGGGCUGCCGUUGAGAAACUGCCAACAUUUGAUAGAUUGAGAACAGGGCUCAUCCAGUCCAUUGUGGAGAGCGAGUAUCCGCAAAGGAUGAACAAUAAAGUGGUGCACAGGGAAGUUGAUGUUCUGAAGCUUGGUGUAACCGACCGUCAAGAUUUCAUCGACAGAAUUUUUAAGGUUGCAGAAGAGGAUAAUGAGAAGUUCUUGAAGAAGUUCCGAAGCAGAAUCGACAAGGUUGGGAUUAGACUUCCCACAGUGGAAGUUAGGUUUGAGCACUUGACAGUCGAAGCAGAUUGCCAUAUUGGUAACAGAGCUCUUCCUACUCUCCCAAAUGUUGCCAGGAACAUUGCAGAAUCAGCUCUUAGUUUCAUUGGGAUUACAAUGACUAAGAGAACAAACCUAACAAUUCUCAAGAAUGCCACUGGCAUCAUCAAACCAUCAAGGAUGGCACUACUAUUAGGCCCCCCAUCUUCAGGGAAAACAACCCUUUUGUUGGCUCUGGCUGGGAAGUUGGACCCAAGCUUGAAGGUUAAAGGAGAGAUCACAUACAAUGGAUAUAGGUUGAACGAAUUUAUACCGCAGAAGACAUCUGCAUAUAUUAGCCAAAAUGAUGUUCAUGUAGGAGAGAUGACUGUCAAAGAAACCCUAGACUUUUCAGCAAGGUGCCAAGGGGUUGGUACUCGAUAUGAACUUUUAUCUGAGCUUGCGAGAAGGGAGAAGGAUGCUGGAAUAUAUCCUGAGGCAGAAGUCGACCUUUUCAUGAAGGCCACUUCAAUUGGAGGAGUUGAGAGCAAUCUCAUCACCGACUACACUCUCAGAAUUUUAGGACUUGAUAUAUGCAAGGAUACCAUUAUUGGAAACGAAAUGCUGAGAGGGAUUUCUGGUGGCCAAAAGAAACGUGUAACCACAGGUGAAAUGAUAGUUGGGCCUACGAAAACACUUUUCAUGGAUGAAAUAUCAACCGGUCUAGAUAGCUCCACCACAUUUCAGAUAGUGAAGUGCUUGCAGCAAAUUGUGCACAUAACUGAAGCUACUAUCUUCAUGUCCCUACUCCAACCUGCUCCAGAGACGUUCGAUCUCUUCGAUGAUAUCAUCCUUUUAUCAGAGGGUCAGAUUGUUUACCAGGGACCGCGUGAGAACAUAGUUGAGUUUUUUGAGAGCUGUGGCUUUCGAUGCCCCGAGCGAAAGGGAACUGCUGAUUUCUUGCAAGAGGUUACCUCCAGAAAAGACCAAGAGCAAUAUUGGGCAGAUAGAAGAAAGCCAUACAAAUACGUAUCAGUAACUGAAUUCUCAAAACGGUUUAAACGUUUCCAUGUAGGCAUGAGGCUUGAAAAUGAGCUAACAAUUCCUUUUGAUAAGUCCCAAGGCCACAAAGCAGCUCUAGUAUUCAAAAGAUAUUCAGUAUCCAAAAUGGAACUUCUAAAGGCCAGUUGGGACAAGGAAUGGCUACUCAUGAAGAGGAAUUCCUUUGUCUACAUUUUUAAGACAGUCCAAAUCACUAUAGGGGCAAUGAUUACCUCAACUGUGUUUUUGAAGACACAAAUGCACACCAGAAAUGAAGAAGAUGGAGCAGUCUAUAUUGGUGCACUUCUAUUUUCCAUGAUCAUCAACACAUUUAACGGAUUUGCUGAGCUCUCGAUGACCAUUGCAAGACUACCUGUAUUUUACAAGCAUAGAGACCUUGUUUUCCAUCCUGCUUGGACUUUCACUCUCCCAACUAUCCUGCUCACUAUACCUAUAUCAAUUAUUGAAUCCGUAGUUUGGAUGAUCGUAACAUAUUACACUAUCGGUUUUGCACCUGAAGCUAGCAGGUUUUUCAAGCAACUAUUAUUGGUAUUUCUGAUCCAACAAAUGGCUGCUGGGCUCUUCAGGCUAAUUUCUGGAGUCUGCAGGACCAUGAUCAUAGCAAACACUGGUGGAGCUCUCACUUUGCUCAUGGUCUUUUUGCUUGGAGGUUUCAUACUUCCUAAAGGUGACAUUCCAAACUGGUGGCGGUGGGGCUACUGGGUUUCACCUCUGACCUAUGGUUACAAUGCCAUUGCUGUAAAUGAAAUGUUUUCUCCCAGGUGGAUGAACAAACUGGCUUCAGAUAAUGUUACCAGAUUGGGUGUGGCAGUGCUUCAAAAUGUUGAAGUUUUCCCUGACAAAAACUGGUUUUGGAUUGGCUCUGCAGCCCUUCUGGGGUUUGCUAUUCUUUUCAACAUCCUUUACACUUUAUCUCUGAUGUACCUCAGUCCUCCUGGAAAAUCACAAGCUAUUAUAUCUGAAGAAUUGGCCGAAGAAAUGGAGGGAGACCAAGAAGAAUGCAGGGAGGAACCAAGACUUAGAAGGCCUCAGUCAACGCGAGAUUCAUUUUCUCGGUCAUUAUCAUCUGCUGAUGCAAACAAUUCAAGAGAAAUGGCAAUCCGGCGAAUGAGCAGUCAAACCAAUGGCAGUGGUUUAAGUAGGAAUGCUGAUUCUUCUCUUGAAGUAGCCAAUGGGGUUGCGCCCAAGAGAGGAAUGGUUCUUCCUUUCACUCCUCUGGCAAUGUCCUUUGAUGAUGUUAAUUACUAUGUGGACAUGCCUCCUGAAAUGAAAGAAGAAGGAGUAAAUGAGGACAGGCUGCAACUACUUAGUGAAGUUACUGGUGCUUUUAGGCCUGGGGUCUUGACUGCUCUAAUGGGGAUUAGUGGGGCUGGAAAGACAACUUUGAUGGAUGUCCUAGCAGGAAGAAAGACUGGUGGAUACAUCGAAGGGGAUAUUAGGAUCUCUGGGUUCCCUAAGAAACAAGAAACCUUUGCAAGAAUCUCUGGUUAUUGUGAACAAACUGAUAUCCACUCACCCCAAGUCACUGUCAAAGAGUCACUAAUUUACUCAGCAUUCCUUAGGCUCCCUAAAGAAGUCAGCAAACAGGACAAGAUGAUUUUCGUAGAAGAGGUGAUGGAUUUGGUUGAGCUAGACAGUCUCAAGGAUGCUCUAGUCGGGCUUCCUGGAAUUACAGGGUUGUCGACAGAACAAAGAAAGAGGUUAACAAUUGCAGUUGAGCUUGUUGCUAAUCCUUCAAUCAUUUUCAUGGAUGAACCAACAUCAGGUCUUGAUGCAAGGGCAGCUGCAAUUGUUAUGAGGACUGUUAGAAAUACUGUGGACACUGGGAGAACAGUUGUCUGCACAAUUCACCAGCCUAGCAUUGACAUAUUUGAGGCAUUCGAUGAGCUUCUACUCCUGAAGAGAGGAGGGCAAAUUAUUUACUCGGGACCAUUAGGCCGCAAUUCCCACAAGAUCAUAGAAUAUUUUGAGGCUAUUCCUGGAGUGCAAAACAUCAAAGAGAAGUAUAACCCAGCCACAUGGAUGCUUGAGGUAAGCUCAGUAGGAACUGAGGUCAAGCUUGGAAUGGACUUUGCUCAAUACUACAAAUCAUCUUUCUUGCAGAAGAGAAACAAAGCUUUAGUAAAGGAGCUAAGCACACCACCACCAGGAGCAAAAGAUCUCUACUUUGCUACUCAGUAUUCUCAGUCAUCAUUCCAACAAUUCAAAUCAUGUCUGUGGAAGCAAUGGUGGACUUAUUGGAGAACUCCUGAUUAUAAUCUUGUUAGAUUCUUUUUCACCUUAGCAUCUGCUCUCAUGCUUGGAACCAUGUUCUGGAAGGUUGGCACUAAAAGGGAAAGCAUUUCUGAUCUGACCAUGAUUAUCGGGGCUAUGUAUUCUGCUGUGUUGUUUGUUGGAAUUAAUAACUGCUCCACAGUGCAGCCAAUUAUCGCCACUGAAAGAACGGUAUUCUAUCGAGAAAGAGCUGCUGGGAUGUACUCUGCAUUACCUUAUGCACUAGCACAGGUUAUUAUUGAAAUGCCAUAUGUGUUUAUUCAAACCACAUAUUAUACGCUGAUAGUGUAUGCCAUGGUGAGCUUUCAAUGGACAGCAGCAAAAUUCUUCUGGUUCUUCUUCGUCAACUUCUUCUCAUUCCUUUACUUCACAUACUACGGAAUGAUGACUGUUUCCAUUACCCCAAACCACCAAGUAGCAUCCAUAUUCGCUGCAGCUUUCUAUUCGCUUUUCAACCUCUUCUCCGGUUUCUUCAUACCUAGACCAAAAAUACCGAAAUGGUGGAUUUGGUAUUACUAUAUUUGCCCUGUAGCGUGGACAGUGUAUGGUUUGAUAGUAUCACAAUAUGGUGAUAUUUUGGACCCCAUUAGGGCACCUGGAAUGUCACCUAAUCCGACUGUGAAAUGGUAUGUAGAACACCAUUUCGGGUAUGAUCCAGAUUUCAUGGGACCAGUGGCUGCAGUUCUGGUUGGCUUCACACUCUUCUUUGCUUUCAUGUAUGCCUACUGCAUUAAAACACUCAACUUCCAAAUCAGGUAGAAGAAUUCUUGUCAGACGAAGUUGGAUUACAAGCAGUGAAUAAUAAGUAUAUAGGUGUAAAUAGAUGUAAGAGUUUCUAUGUACAAGCCUUGAUUGUUUCAUAGGGAAGUUAAACGUGUGAACUUCAAAAUGUCAAGGUUGUAUACUAGCUUGUACGCUUUGUAUCUGUAGUCCUUUUUUUUUUCUUUGAGAAAGAUUUGUAUCUGUAGUUCUGUACUGCCAUCAAUGGAAAAAUUUUGUCUACUA